CAAAAAGACACUUAUUUUUGUUAAAAACCUCCUUAGAACAAAAUUUCUCUGCAUUUUCAACGGAUUCUUCAUUUCAGAGCCUUCUGAAAAACAAGUUUGCUUAUUGGAAAGUAAAAAUCCAUUUAGAUUUGUGUGUCGUAACUGAUUGCGCGAAGCCAUGGCUCUGCAUUUGGGCAAUGCAUGCUUGUGUGCAUUCAGCCACAGGAAAGUGCAGAGAAUCAGAGCCGUUGCUUCCGAGAACUUUGCCAUCAAAACAGAAGAAGAUAAGGUAAAGUUGGGGGGUUCUGACUUGAAGGUGACAAAGCUUGGGAUUGGAGCUUGGUCAUGGGGUGACACCAGUUACUGGAACAACUUUGAAUGGGAUGAUAGGAAGAUGAAGGCAGCUAAGGCUGCUUUUGAUUCCAGUGUUGAUUGUGGUAUAACCUUCUUUGAUACUGCUGAGGUGUAUGGCUCAAGGUUCUCGUUAGGUGCAAUAAAUUCUGAAACACUACUGGGAAGAUUUAUUAAGGAAAGGAAAGAAAGGAAUCCAGAAGUCGAGAUUUCUGUUGCUACCAAAUUUGCAGCAUUACCAUGGAGGCUUGGUCGGCAGAGUGUCCUCACUGCACUUAAGGAUUCCCUUUGUCGUCUCGGGCUUUCUUCUGUGGACCUCUAUCAACUCCAUUGGCCGGGAGUAUGGGGAAAUGAAGGUCGGAAGAAGCUUAGUUUAUUGGAAAAUGAUUUUUCAGGAUAUAUUGAUGGACUUGGGGAUGCUGUGGAGCAGGGUCUUGUGAAAGCUGUUGGUGUAUCUAACUAUAAUGAAAAGCGACUUCGCAAGGCAUAUGAGCAACUUGGAAAGAGAGGUGUCCCAUUGGCUUCAAACCAAGUUAAUUACAGUCUCAUAUACAGGCUUCCAGAGGAGAAUGGUGUGAAGACUACCUGUGAUGAACUGGGGAUCACUUUGAUCGCAUAUUCACCUAUUGCUCAAGGCGCUCUGACAGGAAAGUAUACACCAGAGAAGCCUCCCACUGGUCCUCGACGCCAGAUUUACACUCCUGAGUUUCUAACUCGACUACAACCUCUCAUAAACAGAAUAAAGGAGAUUGGACAGACCUACAGUAAAACUCCGACACAGGUAGUCCUCAACUGGCUAAUAGCCCAGGAGAAUGUUGUCCCCAUCCCAGGAGCAAAAAAUAAAGAACAGGCCACAGAAUUUGCAGGUGCACUGGGAUGGAGACUUUCUGAUGAAGAAAUCGUCGAGCUUCGUUCUUUGGCAUCAGAAACAAAACCUGUUACUGGGUUCCCAGUUGAAAAGUUAUAAAAUUUACCAGCAUUUGCACAUAUUUAUGCUCUCUAUGCAAUAAAUUGUGAAAAGGUGAACUUGAUGUUAAUGAUCAAUGCUGAAGAGUAAAAUUCCCAGAGUCAGGAAGGUUGAUUGUAGACAACCCCCUGAUUGGAGGUUUAUAGGUCUGAUUAUACACAAAUAUAUGAAACAUGCCACUGCCAAGCAACUUAGAAAUCAACUGUGCUUGCUCCUUACGAAUGAUUUUUAAGUUAGCCUUAGAUCUACUAUUCAACACUCCACUAUGUCUACUCUCUGUUUUGCUCAAUUCCACAUCCCAAUAUUGAACCUCUG
Molecule: messenger RNA, 1612 nt
Organism: Ilex paraguariensis (yerba mate)
Lineage: Eukaryota; Viridiplantae; Streptophyta; Magnoliopsida; Aquifoliales; Aquifoliaceae
Source: the annotation of a GenBank genome assembly